UAAUUGCAUUAUGGGAAAUUGUUUGACGUCACAAGGUCAAAUUUGCAACAACGUUUGUGAUUGGUCGAUAUAGUCGAAAAUGGCAGCCCCUGCUUGACUCACAUGUUGAAGUUGUACGUUUGAUUAGCUGUUGAUAGAUAUAUGAGAAGAAGAUGGCAACAUACCCAGAUCAUGAAGAGCAAGAAGAGACUAUUUUUGAACAAAAAUUUCAAGACUUGGACGAAACGUUAUCAUAUUGUGAAAAUAUCCCAGAUAACCCUCCAAAUUGUGACAUAGAAUACUUUCGCAACAGAUUGAAAAGUGCAGUGGAUUGCUUAAAUUGUUUAGAAUUUAAUUUAGUUAUAAAUAGAGCUGAUCAGAGCUUAAUUGAUAAAAUUCAAACCCUAUUAUCUUGUCUUCAGCCCCUGAGAGAACAUUGGAGCACGAUAGAUUUUUCUAUGCCAUCUAGUUUCUUGAGCAUUGUUGAUGGAGCAGGAUGUAUUUCAGCGACUGAUAGGCUGGGAAGGCCUCCUGCUUUUAUAUGCACCGACCAAGUGGAAUAUUUGUUUAAAAUUGGUUUUAAGAUAGGUGAAAUAGCCAGAAUGUUCUUAGUGCACAGAACAACACUAUGGAGACGACUUAAAUAUGAGGAGAAGAAUCUGGUUAGACAUACUAUGAUAAAUGAUUCAGAAUUGAUGUCAGUGAUGCGAGAAAUCGUUAACAGUCAACCACAUACUGGUGUGAAUAUGAUGAUUGGCCACUUAAAAGCAAAAGGUAUAAGUGUGCAACAGUCACGUGUAAGGAGAACUCUGCGUGAUAUUGAUCCAGGAAGCACCUUGAUACGAUGGGGCUUAACUGCAGUUCGCAGGAAAUACUCAGUUGCAGGGCCUAAUGACCUAUGGCAUAUUGAUAGACACCAUGCGCUGAUCCGCUGGAAAUUAGUAACACAUGGAGGUAUUGAUGGUUUUUCGCGAUUAAUAGUGUUCUUAAAAUGCUCGAACAACAACUUGGCGGUCACUGUUUUGAACUCGUUUUUGGAAGCAGUUGAAUCGUACUCAUUACCAUCUCGAGUCAGAGGUGAUCAAGGAAGUGAAAAUGUUUUAGUUGCUAGAUAUAUGGAAGAAAGGCGAGGCUCUGAUCGUGGUAGUUUUAUAGCAGGAAAAUCUGUGCACAAUAGCAGAAUUGAAAGGCUUUGGAAAGAUGUUUAUUAUGCUGUAAUUCAAACAUUCUAUUCAUUGUUUUACUAUCUAGAAGGAAAUGAUCUGCUAGAUGUUGAUAAUCAAAAGGAUCUGCUGUGUUUACAUUAUGUGUUUAUACCUCGUAUCAACGAAGCACUCUCUCAAUUCGUAGUGGCAUAUAAUAGUCAUGGGUUAAGAACAGAACGUUGUUGGUCACCACAAAAGAUCUGGGUGAACAGCAUGAUUAAAAAAAAACAUUCAUUCAGCUGAACUGAAUAGUGAAAAUAUUUUAAUUGAUGGAAUUGAGAAGUAUGGAAUAGACCCUCAUGUUAAUGAUGUUCAAACACAUGGUGAAGAUAUUGGCUCAUUGGACAUGCUGAAUAUGCAACCAGAUCAUGUAAUUGUAGAUGUGGAUAACUUGUUGAGUCAGGUUGACCCUCUUAUUCCAAGUAAUGAACAUGGAGUUGAUGUUUAUCUUGCUGCAAGAGAGAUUGUAUGACAUGAUGAUGUGAAGAAUUAGAUAAAAAUAAAAUUCUGGGUUUUUUAUUUUCACUGGUACAUGUAGAUUAUUGUACACUGACCCUGUACUUGUCCAUGUUAAGAUGAUGUAAUACAUGUUAAAUUAUA
Molecule: messenger RNA, 1784 nt
Organism: Mytilus californianus (California mussel)
Lineage: Eukaryota; Metazoa; Mollusca; Bivalvia; Mytilida; Mytilidae
Exons: 2
Coding region: 153-1427 (424 amino acids)
Biological process (GO): DNA integration
Molecular function (GO): nucleic acid binding
Source: RefSeq, a predicted model, not a curated record